AUGGCAUCGCAACGACGUCUGCUGCCCCUGCUGCUGGCUGCGGCCAUCUGUGCGCCCGCCUUCGUUGGAACUCGUGGGACUGCGCCCACGACGCCGAGCCGCAUCGCCAGGAGGGCGGAGAACUUCAUCCCAUUGGAUGCCAUUGAACCAGCGGUGACUUCAUAUGUGAACAUCUGGACCCCACUCUUCAAAUCGGCGCAAGAGAGUGGUUUAGCUCCAGAGUUCCUGAUCCAUUGGGGCCAUGCAGGGGCCAUGGCCACCGUGCUGCUGGCCAUGGGUGGCUACGGCACCUUCCUGGGAUGGUCCACCCGGCUGGGCAACGGCAGCGCGGUGUAUCCGCUGAGUUUGGGACAGACCGCGGCGGCGCUGCAUCCGCAACUCAUGGGGCUGGCGCUGUUUCUGUUCUUCCUGGGAGGGCAAGGAGGCCUGGUGCUUUUGGCCACACAGGGGCAACCCAUUUUGCAAUCCGCCCAUUCCUCCACUGCAGUGAUUGGCUUGGGACUCAUGGCUGUUCAGGCCGCCUUGGGUGUGACCAUGGGUGACUCCUCUGAGAAACGAACCAUCCAUGCAGUGCUGGGCACUUCGGUGAUGUUGGUCUUGUUGCUCCAUCUCUUCUAUGGCCUCAAUCUGGGCUUCAGCAUUUGA
Molecule: messenger RNA, 645 nt
Organism: Cladocopium goreaui
Lineage: Eukaryota; Dinophyceae; Suessiales; Symbiodiniaceae
Source: the annotation of a GenBank genome assembly